This is a messenger RNA of Aspergillus nidulans FGSC A4, 2262 nucleotides long. Its product is annotated as asparagine synthetase B. Bases 342 to 2057 code for a protein of 571 amino acids. Gene Ontology annotation, biological process: L-glutamine metabolic process; L-asparagine biosynthetic process. Lineage: Eukaryota; Fungi; Ascomycota; Eurotiomycetes; Eurotiales; Aspergillaceae. The transcript has 9 exons. The record is from RefSeq and is a predicted model, not a curated record. Gene Ontology annotation, molecular function: asparagine synthase (glutamine-hydrolyzing) activity.
AUUUCUGAAGGAUAAGAUAAGUCCGAGUUUCCUUAGCUGGUCCUUAGCGCGGCCGAUUGCCGGCCAAUGACGCCGCUGGGAAUGUAGCUGUUAUCUUAUCGAGAUGAGUCAGUUCUGUCAGUGUCCCUCUUUCACCCAGAUUUUUUUGGAGGCCGAAAUCGCCCCUCGAUUCCGCCCCGCCGACGGGACCGGGACCCUACCUUGACAUUUUAAAAUUUCCCCCGUCUCCCCCGAUCUGGGCCUGGUCACCAAUUCGCACUUUUCUCACCCUCUAAUCGAUUGGGCGUCCUAGCAGUCUUUGCUUCUAAUUUCUAUCUGCGUUGCUCAAUCGAACCGCCAGCAUGUGUGGUAUCUUCGCCUGUCACCAUCAUCCGGAUGUACAGGCAUUCAAGCCUACAGCUUUGCGCAUGGCAAAGGCUGUGCGCCAUCGUGGACCGGACUGGAGUGGAAGCUUCAUCGCUGAUAAGACGAUUCUUUGCCACGAGCGUCUGUGUAUCGUCGGUGUCGACUCCGGCGCUCAGCCCCUCGUUAACGACGAUGAAUCCCUCGCCUUGGCCGUCAACGGUGAAAUUUACAACCACCGCAUCGUGAGGAAGACCUUGGACGUGGAAUACAACUAUAAGACACACUCGGACUGCGAAGUCAUCAUCCCUCUGUACAUGAAAUAUGGUCUCGAUGCUCCCAAACAUCUUGAUGGCAUGUUCGCCUGGGUUCUUUAUGACAAGAAGGAGGAUAGGGUUAUUGCGGCACGUGACCCUAUUGGUAUCUGCAGUUUCUACAUCGGCUGGUCCUCUCAGACUCCUGGAGCCGUAUACUUUGCCUCCGAGUUGAAGAGUUUGCACCCCGUCUGCGACAAGGUCGAGGCUUUUCCUCCUGGCCAUGUUUUCGACUCCAAGAGCGGUGAAUUUUCCCGCUACUUCCAACCCUCAUGGUGGGACCCGACCAACGUUCCCAGUACGCCCGUUGAUUACAAGGCGAUUCGUGAGUCUCUCACGAGGUCUGUGCGCAAGCGCCUAAUGGCAGAAGUUCCGUAUGGUGUUCUGUUGUCUGGUGGUCUUGAUUCUAGCUUGGUUGCUUCGAUUGCUCAGCGGGAAACUCUGCGCAUGCAGAAGGCUAGCUCCGGUGUCAAGAGCGAGGCCAACGGUGAACUGGUCGGUAUCGACGACGAGAACGAGCUUUCUACUGUCAACUCCUUCCAGCAGCUGCAAUCUUUCUCCAUUGGUCUCCCUGGUGCUCCCGACACAGAGGCUGCCAUGGAGGUGGCUAAGUUUUUGGGAACCAAGCACCACGCCCUCACCUUCACUAUUGAAGAUGGUCUCAACGCCCUAUCGGAUGUUAUCUACCAUCUGGAGACAUACGAUGUGACCACUAUCCGUGCGUCCACCCCCAUGUACCUGCUUAGCCGGAAGAUCAAGGGACUUGGAGUCAAGAUGGUUCUGAGUGGUGAGGGUAGCGACGAGAUCUUCGGCGGGUACCUCUACUUCCAUGCUGCACCCAACAAGGAGGAGUUCCACAAGGAAACCGUUAGACGUGUAAAGAACCUGCACUUGGCAGACUGCCUCAGAGCCAACAAGUCAACAUCAGCCUGGGGCUUGGAGGCGCGAGUUCCUUUCCUCGACAAGGCCUUCAUUGAGACGUCGAUGUCGGUUGAUCCCCAGGAGAAGAUGAUCACAAAGGACCGCAUUGAGAAAUACAUCCUGCGCAAGGCGUUCGACACUUCCGAUGAGCCCGACGUCGAGCCGUACCUGCCCGACAAGAUCCUCUGGCGCCAGAAGGAGCAGUUCAGUGACGGUGUCGGCUACAGCUGGAUCGAUGGUCUGAAGGACCACGCUGAGCUUCACGUCACCGACGAGAUGAUGAAGAACCCUAAGCCCGAGUGGGGUGAUGAUAUUCCAACUACCAAGGAAGCUUACUGGUACCGCAUGAUGUUUGACGAGCACUUCCCAUCCUACUGCGCGUCCACAGUCGAGCGGUGGGUCCCCACAUGGUCGAAGCAGAGCGACCCCAGUGGAAGAGCCAUUGCUACCCACAACGCCAAGUACGAUGACGCCGAAUAGAUGAUUGUAUAGCAAGUCCUUGCGAAUUGCAUAUCGUAUUUUUGAGAUAUAGAAACAUGAAUAGAUGAUUAUUACAGAUCAUGGUCAUUUAGACGCAAGCGAGUCUUUACUAUUAGCGUAGCGUUUGGUCCAGUCUGGUCAAGUCCUGCGCGCUCUUCGACGCAACAAACCAGAUGAGAUAAAAUGCAAAUCAUCGCCUCUUCUC